AUGGUAAUCAAAGAAGCAGAAAAAAAUAAAGUAAAGCAAGCACGUAAUCGGAAGUAUAAGACAUUAAUCAAGAAUCAAUUCAAGAAAAUUGAGGUUUAUUUACAAAAACAAAAAGGCAACGAGAGCGCAGUUUCAGUGCAACAAAAAGGAUUAGAAAAUCUGAUUGCUGAAACACAAAAAGUAUUAGACAAGGCCAAAAAUAAAAAAAUAAUUCAUCCGAGAAAACGUGACCGCAAAAAAAGACAAUUAUAUAACAGCCUUAAUAAAUUAAGAGUCACAAAAGAAAAAGGUCGGGCUAUGAUUACUCCCAAGUUAAUUAAAAGAUUAGCCGAAAAAUUAGCCAUCUCCGAAGAAGAGUUAUACGAUAUCUGUCGGGGUAAAAUAAAUGAUUUUUCUCUAUCUCGUCUAAUGAGUUAUUUGGAAAAAUUACCUCUUGAGUAUGAAUUGUUGGUAAUUGAUAAGCAACAAAGGGAGUCAAAGUGA
This is a messenger RNA of Racocetra persica, 483 nucleotides long. Lineage: Eukaryota; Fungi; Glomeromycota; Glomeromycetes; Diversisporales; Gigasporaceae. The record is from the annotation of a GenBank genome assembly.